CAUAAUUCUUGUUGAAGGCGGCCUGCAGACGUAUUCAUCGCGCUGAAAAACGACUCCGCAGUUGUACGUCGGAAAGCGGCCCGCCGAAUGGAACCCUACAGACCAUGAACAGAAAUACGAAUCCAUGUAAAGGGCGGGUCGCCCAGCUGCCAGGUGAUAUAAUAGCCCACUUAUCUUGUUGGGGUGAGGCGAUACACCUCGGGAUUUACAAAUAUGAGGUCCCUUCUUGCUAUUGAUUUCUUUAAUCUACCAAGUCAGCCAUAGAAUUCAUACCAUGAGCAAUACAAGCGAUUGCAACGUUCACGGCCCAGAAUUCCGUGAGGCAAAGCCCUCACAGGGUCAUCCGGCACGACCUGCAUCGAAGCUCUUUCGUCUCGACAAUCGCACCACGAUCAGUUCCUUGGGCACAACACUGGCAAUUGCCAUUCUCGAGAGUGGUGCUGAUAUAGUUUGCCUGGAUAUUCCCCCCACUCCUACCGCUGCAAAUUGGAACAAAGUCGAAGCUACCGCGACGAACCAUGCAGGCCAACUAUUCUACUAUUCUCUUGACAUAACAGAUGAAAAUGCUGUAGCUGAGACUUUUGCCACGUUUGGCCCUACACUGCGAUACCCCCUAAAGGGUCUGGUUUCUUGCGCGGGACUGUCGCUGAAUGGAACGUCGACCGAUUUCCCUGCUGCGUCGUUCUGCCGGAUGCUAGAUAUAAACGUCACGGGAACAUUCCUGGUCGCGCAGGCCACGGCUCGGGAGAUGGCGAAGACUAGAUCCACUGGAAGCAUGGUCUUGGUGGCGAGUAUGAGUGGAUACGUAUCGAACAAGGGCGUCGACACCGCCGGCUGCAACGCCCCCAAGGCAGCCAUUUACCAACUGACGUGCUCCCUAGCCGCCGAAUGGGGAUCCCGUGUUGGAAUACCACUGAUCCGAGUCAACUCCCUCUCACCCGGAUACAUUCGCACCGCAGCCACAGCUGAAGCGCUUCAGAAGCCUGGGAUGGAGAGUCAGUGAGUUGGGGAUAAUAUGUUGUUCCGGCUAAGCACGGUGGAUGAGUUUCGGGUGCCAGUGUUGUUUAUGUUGAGCGAUGGGAGUAGCUUUAUGACCGGUGCUGAUUUGCGGGUGGAUGAAGGGCAUUGCUCUUGGUAGGAGUCUAUUUAUGCUAGUUGAAGGAGAUUUGGG
Molecule: messenger RNA, 1171 nt
Organism: Aspergillus ruber CBS 135680
Lineage: Eukaryota; Fungi; Ascomycota; Eurotiomycetes; Eurotiales; Aspergillaceae
Product: short-chain dehydrogenase
Exons: 4
Coding region: 275-1003 (242 amino acids)
Cellular component (GO): intracellular anatomical structure
Molecular function (GO): oxidoreductase activity, acting on NAD(P)H, oxygen as acceptor
Source: RefSeq, a predicted model, not a curated record